CAAAAACUCCUAAACGUUUGAAACCGAAGCAGCUACAACUCUGAAAAUGAAAUUCGCAGUGUCAGUAUUGUCUGUCUUGGUCUUGGCCACCGGCCUCAGCGCUUACAGGCUGCCAGCGACAGGUUCAGGAGAGCUUGCCAAGGACCUGCAGGACUUCCUCGACCUGAUACCUUUGAAGAAAGCGAGCAAGCUGGUGAUAGCAUACCUGGCUCGAGACAAAGAGUUCCAGGCUGCCAUAGAGGUUCUCUACUCCAAGGAGCUGUACAAUUUCAUGAUGGACGUCGAGGCUGCACCCGAAUAUGCCGAAAUGAUUUCGUUCAUGCAGAAAGCUGGUCUCGAUGCCUAUUAUUUGUUGAAACAACUAAACGAGUUGCUGGCCAGUCAACGAUUGCACGCCACGGAUUACGUCGACACUCAGAUCUCAGGAGGACUCGUAGGCUUCGCCGCGGACUUCGGCUCUCUCGUAUCCACCGAAAAGGGACAGGUCCUACUCGAUGAGAAGGUAGCAGCCGGUGGCGUUUUCACUGAGUACUACAACCUCUUAAUGAGCCAGAGGUUCCUGGAAUUCUACAAGAAGGCCUUAAAUGACGUGCACUAUCAGAUUCUGGUUAGGGAUGCCGAAAAGAAGAACAUCGACGCCGUGGCCUUCCAGCAGCUCUUCACCAUUCUGACCGUCCUCAGGGCAGUCAUUGCUUAGAAAUCUGAAAAACGACACUGAAGUUUGGACGUUUCUCUUGCUCGGCUUUUCGAUUUUUGGCUCUACAUUAUUUUUUUUCCCUGCAUUUAAUCACGGUUAAAUGAAGGAAAAAUAUUUCUUUGUUUUGGGAUUAAGGAAAAUAGAGAAUAAUUGAAUAUGUUUGUUAAUUAUUGUCAUUGUUGUUGUAUGACGAAGUUUUUAUAAUAAAUGGUAUUGUUCAGCAUUA
Megalopta genalis is the source of this 923-nucleotide messenger RNA. Its product is annotated as protein G12. The record is from RefSeq and is a predicted model, not a curated record. NCBI's taxonomy places the organism in Eukaryota, Metazoa, Arthropoda, Insecta, Hymenoptera, Halictidae.